Plasmodium cynomolgi strain B is the source of this 3243-nucleotide messenger RNA. RefSeq names its product tetQ family GTPase. The record is from RefSeq and is a predicted model, not a curated record. NCBI's taxonomy places the organism in Eukaryota, Apicomplexa, Aconoidasida, Haemosporida, Plasmodiidae. The transcript has 4 exons. Gene Ontology annotation, molecular function: GTPase activity; GTP binding. Gene Ontology annotation, biological process: ribosome disassembly; mitochondrial translation. Bases 1 to 3243 code for a protein of 1080 amino acids. Gene Ontology annotation, cellular component: mitochondrion.
AUGCAGUUCCUUCGUAAGUGCCCUGAUUUGCAAGCCGAGUGGGGAUGUCCCCUAAGAGUGAACGCCCUAUACCAACGCACAAUAGUGCAGCAAUACAAGCACGCUGAUAUUCACAGGGGAGUAAACGCGAAAGAAGGCUCCGUGUUGUCCGCAUCCUGCGUGGUUUUCAAAGUUCCAUGGGUGUGGCGAGAAGGGCUGGUGAAUCUGGGGAUCCUUGCGCACAUCGACGCAGGGAAGACAACCAUAUCGGAAGACAUCCUGUACAACGCCAACGAAAUAAAGGUGAAGGGAAGUAUCCACGAUCAAAACACACAGCUGGAUUUUUUAAGACAAGAGAGAGAAAGGGGAAUAACAAUCAAGACAGCCUACUCAUGCUUUAAAUGGAAUAAUAUAAUGGUCAAUUUAAUAGAUACCCCAGGACAUGUCGACUUCAGCAACGAAACCUUUAUCUCAUUAUGCGUCUUAGACAAGUGUGUUAUUGUGGUGGAUGCCAAGGAGGGGAUUCAAAUUCAAACGUUCCACCUGUUCCACUACAUAAAGGAAAAUCUCCCUAUUUUUUUUUUAAACAAAAUGGAUAUACACGAAACGGAUCUCGAUUACAAUAUGGAAAAUCUAAAAAAAAAUUUGAGUCGAAAGAGUGUCCUUGUCACUUACCCUGUGUAUAAAAAUAAGAUGCUGAAAUUUAUUUUGGAUCUUCCUUCCAUGUCUCUUUAUUGGUAUCCGCAGGGGAGGUAUGGACAAAAAUUUAGUUACAACAGAAUUGGCCUUGCUUCUGUUUUGCAGCAUAUGGACUGCGAAAUUGUGAGGAGUCAUUUUGCUGCCAUAGGAGUGGGUGAGGUGGCCUCAACUGGUACUGAGACGAUCACCAUGGAGUAUCUCCUAAGAGUGCUAUCAAGAGACACCAUCCAUCAAGCUUUACAGAAAAGGGAGGAGCUUGUGGAGGCGCUCUGUGAUUUGGAACCAGACUUGGAGCGCAAGUACAUAAACAAUAUAUGCAUAGAAUACAGUGAGGUGAGGAAGUGCCUAGCCAAGUGGAUAAACCAGAAGGAGAUUUUUCCAGUAUUUUCUGGCAGUGCUUUGAAUUCUUUUGGUGUUCACCUCCUUCUGGAUUACAUCACAAGCGGUGGUGUCGCGGUGGGGGGUGACCACUCCAAUAGGGAGAACCCCCCAUUUGGAGUAAAAGCACCACAAAUGGGCUCCAAAACGAAUAUUGUGCAGGGUAACUCCCCAGUGGGGCCUUCUCCAAUUAGUCUUGUGAGCGAAAAGAAUGGACAUAACACAUUUUGCAAAGUUCUCAAAGGAGAAUUAGCUAAAAAUGCCAAAGUUUUAAAUCUGCGAAGUGGAGGAAUCGAAGUGGUGAAGGAUAUUUACAAAGUCAAAGCGGAUAGGUAUGUUAUGAUCAACCUGUUGAAGACGAAUGACAUAGGAAUGGUUCGUGGACUCGAACAUGUCCGCGUGUGCGAUUUUAUGUGCGAAUUGGAGGAACCAGCUUGUAACCUAGAUUGUGGAGACGUAGUGGGAGGAGAGCGCCGGGUGAGCACCACCAUGCUGCGCACCAGGAAUGAUGGCGCAGCUGACCAGAAAAGGAAAAAGAAAAGCGAGACGACCAGCCAGGGGGGCCCACUUAACCGGGAUAACUCGCUUCGGGAUAACUCGCUUCGGGGCAAAUCGCUCCAGGACAAAUCGCUCCGGGACAAAUCGCUCCAGGACAACUCGCUUCGAGACAUCUACAGAUACAUGAAACACGAAAUAGAAAGCAAAGAGUUGUGGUUCUUUCUCAAGAAUUAUAAAAAACGGAUAAGCAAAAAUGUCAUCGUAUGCACGUGCGCUAUAGAGCCAAAGGAUUAUAAAAAGGAAAACGAACUUAAGGAGGUUCUGCGAAACAUCUGCUUGGAAGAUAACAGCAUCGCUGUGUACACAGAUCCCAAUCGAAAAUUCGUCAUUGGAUCCAUAGGAAUGCUAAACAUCGAAGUCACGUUGGACAAAAUAAAAAGUGAUUAUAAUAUCGAUAUCAGGACGGAGGAGGUGGAGGUAGUGGAGAAGGAAUAUCUUACGGGGCACUACGAAGAGACCAUGACGAAAGAGAUGAAGGUGAAUUCCAACCUCUCUAGCAUAACGAUUGGAUUAACCAUUCGCGAGAAGGAGUUCGUGGACGUUUCGAGAUUCAUCCAAAAUGCGCUCAGGUAUGAUAGUGUGUCGAAGUUGGUGAAGUCGACUAGGGGGCAGGCAGGGGAGGAAGCAGUCAGCGAGGAAGCAGCCAGCGAGGAAGCAGUCAGCGAGGAAGUAGCCAACGAGGAGCAAAACAUCACUACCAUGCAGCGGAAUGGUCCCUUGCCAACCGCACCGAACAGACGUGACUCUGUUUUUUGUGCCCCACCCCAGAGGGGAGGUCGGCCCCCGAAUCAACCCAACUGCAGCAUUGAGGUGGAGCUUAACAACUCAGACGAGGGGCUAACUGGUGCUAUGGGGCGGGGAGAGUGCACAAACAAAAUUAGUAUUAACGCGAACUGUGAGGGGGGUCGAAUCACUGGCUCAGCUGAUUGGGCGAGUGGGUCGAAAGAGGUUUCCCCCCCCCACAGGGAGCACCCGAACGGAGAAGUGAAGGAAGAAGUGAACGAAGAUGCAAACAAAGAUGUGGACGAAGACGUGGACGAAGAUGUGGACGAAGACGUGGACGAAGAUGUGGACGAAGACGUGGACAAAGACGUGGACGAAGACGUGGACGAAGACGUGGACGAAGACGUGGACGAAGACGUGGAUGAGUACCUCCUCAACUUCAACUACGAGGACCUGUUCCAAAGCAGCAGCUGUAUUGUCACACUGAAGAAUUGCCUAACCAGUGGCUUCCAAACAAGCGGAAGCAUCAUCAGCACGGAGGUUGAAAUUACAAAGUUGGACCUAUCGGAUGACACCACUGUAGCGGUAGUCAAAUACGCAUGUAACGAUUUGUAUUAUCGAAUGAUUAAGCGAGCCAACGUGUGCGUAGCGAAGCCUAUAUCUCUACUGCAUAUUCAGACGGAGGAAUCCUUUGUGGGCAUCAUAGUGAAGGAUCUAAUUCAGCAAAGAAAUGGGACCAUUAUUCAGAUCUCGAAGAAUAAUGACUCCUGCCAUUUUAAGAGCAUGAAGAUUAUUGCCAUUGCUCCGGUGAAACACACGCAUAAUUACGCCUCCAUUUUGAGGUCCAUUUCGAGUGGCCACGCCAACUGUUUGAUGACCUUUUGCGGUUACAGCAAGGCGGGGUAG